GGAGGAAAGUUCCCAACUUUUCGUGGAACCGAUUUGCUGCGUUAACUUUCCUUUCCAAAAUCUUCUAUACACGGCAAAACCGACUCCAAAAUUAGUCGUCAAAUAAAUAAAAUAAUAAAGUAAAAACCCAAAAUUCCAGUUAGAUCAACUGCUGUACAGGACUUCCAAUCCAAUUCAAUUCAAUUCCUUCACUCAACUCCUCUCUCUCUCUUCACUUGUGAAAUCCUCGAUGUUGUUAGGGCUUGAUUCCAAACAAGUCAAGCCAAUCCGGCUUCCGGAGCCGCCGAGUCCCCACUUCGGCGGCGGCGUUCCCGACAUCUUCGAAACCGGCUUCUCCGGCGCCAUCAGGCGCGCCGUCGUCAUCGGCAACGGCUUCCCCGCUGCCGAGAAUCAGUGCUUGGGCUUGGUCCGCGCCUUAGGCCUCGCCGAUAACCACCUCUUUUACCGUGUAACUAGGCCUAGAGGGGGAGUAAAUGAGUGGCUGCACUGGCUGCCGGUUUCGCUUCACAAGAAGUUAGUUUAUUUGAUAAGGCAGAUUAUUUUGCUGACGGCUUCCCUGUCCCGGUCCAACAAACUCGCGCCUUUGCCUUUGGAGAAUGGGGCUGUAGGCUUGGCGUCUGUUUUAGAAGCUGAUGUGCACCAGAUUGUCACCAUUGCUCGCCAGUCCUAUGACAAGGAUGGGCCUUUGUUAGUGGUUGCUUCUGGCAGAGAUACCAUAUCUAUUGCAAGUUCCAUCAAACGUUUAGCAUCGCAGAAUGUUUUUGUUGUUCAGAUACAACAUCCAAGGUCAAACUUGAAUAGGUUUGAUUUGGUGAUUACCCCUCGUCAUGAUUAUUAUCCUUUGACUCCUCAUGCACAGGAGCAGGUUCCUCGGUUUCUUCGUAGUUGGAUAACUCCACGUGAACCUCCUGACAGGCAUGUGGUCCUCACUGUGGGAGCUCUGCAUCAAAUAGAUUCUGCUGCUCUUCGUAGUGCAGCUAGCACAUGGCAUGAUGAAUUUGCACCUCUUCCAAAGCCCCUUCUAGUGGUCAACAUCGGAGGACCCACACGCCACUGUCGUUAUGGUGCUGACCUCGCGAAGCAGUUAACAGCUUAUUUGCUCAGUGUUCUUCAAAGCUGUGGGAGUGUCAGAAUAUCUUUCUCAGAUAGGACUCCUGAAAAGGUAUCUAACAUUGUUGCAAAGGAACUUGGAAAUAAUCCAAAAGUUUACAUCUGGGAUGGUGAGGAACCAAAUCCGAAUAUGGGGCAUCUAGCUUGGGCUGAUGCAUUUGUUGUCACAGCAGAUUCAGUUAGUUUGAUAAGUGAAGCUUGUAGCACUGGGAAACCUGUAUAUUUAAUGGGAGCUGAGCGUUGUACAUGGAAAUUAUCAGAAUUCCAUAAAUCCUUGAACGAAAGGGGAGUGGUUCGGCCAUUUACAGGAUCUGAGGAUAUUUCUGAGAGCUGGAGUUAUCCUCCUCUUAAUGACACUGCGGAAGCAGCUAGACGGGUUCAUGAAGCGGUUGCUGAGCGUGGCUGGAGAUUGCGGCCAUAGAAUUCCUGUUAAUAAUUGUUGUUGUAAGCACAUUGUUCAAUUGUUUGCUUAAAAAGGUGUAGCCAUUGAAAAUUUAGUUUCUUCAUUAGCACGUAUAGGAACUACAGCUACAAGCAUUCAAAGCUUUUUGAAUAUAAUUCUUUCUCACCAUGGAGUUUUGAGGUAUGUGGAAUAAAAGGCUUGUUGUAUUAUUUCGGCUUGUAAAAAUAGGCAAGAGGCACACAGGCAUGUCUGUUUCAGCUCUACUAAAAGCCCUUUUGAUGGGUGGUUUUGGUUAAGAAAUAUAUUUUGUGCUGAAAAUGUUUUUGUACAUUAAAUUGAUUAUGCAAUAUCAAAAUCUUUCCAUAUUUAUUGAAA
Molecule: messenger RNA, 1888 nt
Organism: Quercus robur (English oak)
Lineage: Eukaryota; Viridiplantae; Streptophyta; Magnoliopsida; Fagales; Fagaceae
Product: mitochondrial fission protein ELM1
Exons: 10
Coding region: 230-1531 (433 amino acids)
Biological process (GO): mitochondrial fission
Cellular component (GO): mitochondrial outer membrane
Source: RefSeq, a predicted model, not a curated record